AUGGCCGGAAAACAAGCGUUGAUCGUCCCCGCUCUCAAGAAACAUACCGCGACCGUGAUUAUGGCGCAUGGACUGGGGGACAGAAUACUCAUUGCAGCCAGGGUAUCACUGGCAGAAACCUGGCGAAGGCGGGGAAAGUUUGAGGACGUCAAGUUCGUCUUUCCCAAUGCACCGAGCAUUCCCAUUACCGUGAACUUGGGCAUGCGCAUGCCUGGAUGGUACGAUAUCACCGACUUCUCCGAACUCAGGCAAGCCCACGAUGAAGCGGGCAUCCUGCGCUCCCGUGCAACCUUCACCAAACUCAUCAACGACGAGAUGGACGCCGGUCUACCCUCCCAUCGCAUAAUCCUAGGCGGUUUUUCCCAAGGCGGAGCAAUGUCUAUUUUCACAGGCGCCACGACAUCGCACAAACUGGGCGGGGUUUUUGGAUUGAGCUGCUACUUGGUGCUCGGGGAUAAGAUCAAGGAAUUCGCGAAAGAGGCGAACGGCGCGAACAAAGACACGCCUUUUUUCCUGGGUCACGGCGACGCGGACGAACUUGUCAAGUGCCAAUGGGGACAGCAGUCGGCCGAGUUCUUGAGGAAGGAACUGGGGCAUAAAGUCGAGUUCAAGACGUAUCCGGGGCUGCCUCAUUCAGCGGACAUGAAAGAAAUUGACGACUUGGAAGAGUUCAUCAAGCAGUGUUUACCGCCUAAUGAGGCGUUGUGA
Molecule: messenger RNA, 708 nt
Organism: Cladophialophora bantiana CBS 173.52
Lineage: Eukaryota; Fungi; Ascomycota; Eurotiomycetes; Chaetothyriales; Herpotrichiellaceae
Exons: 5
Coding region: 1-708 (235 amino acids)
Biological process (GO): protein depalmitoylation
Cellular component (GO): cytoplasm
Molecular function (GO): palmitoyl-(protein) hydrolase activity; carboxylic ester hydrolase activity
Source: RefSeq, a predicted model, not a curated record